AUGAUGUCUGAUUUUGGUAAAUACAAAAAAGCAGAUUUAUUUCAAGCUAUGAAAAGAGCAGGUGUACCUGUUGUUAAUAAAGAUACUAAAAAAAUAUUAUUAGAAAAACUUGAAUCUCACUUUAAAUCAAAACCAGCUCAAGUUGUAAUAAUUCAAAACUUUUUAGAAGAAAAUGGUAGUGGGUUAGUUGAAGGUGAAGAAAUUACUGUAAUUGAAGAUGAAGUUGCUGCAAAAGAGGAAAUUCCAGUUGCAAAUGACGCGGGUGAUGAUGAUGAAGAAGAAGACGAAGAUGAUGAUGAAGAUGAUGAAGAUGACGAUGACGAUGACGACGAAGAUGAAGAUGAAGAUGAAGGCGAAGAUGAUGAAGAAGACGACGACGAUGUAGUCAUUGUCCAAGAUGAUGAUGCUGAAGAUAAAGAUUAUCAAGCUCCACCACCUUUAAAUCUCAAAGAAUAUAUUGUUGAUCCAAUUAUAACUCAUUCAGAAAAUUUAAUUGAAAAAUUUUAUGAAAUAACUGAUUCAUUUGGUUUCUCGACGUUAGAAACAACUGAAAAAAUUAGAGACCAUUUAUCAUCAUCAGUUACUUUAAAUAAUUUAGAAAUUUCAUUUGAAUUUUUAAUUUUCGUUUACAAUUUUAUUUAUAUUGUUCCAUUAAAUGAAAAUAGUUUAAUUCAUCAAUUUUUCAGAGAUAAUAUCCCAAUUUUUAAUUCAACUUAUCCAUCAAUUGAAAUUUCAGGGUUAUUUAAUGGUAAAGCUAUUACAACUUUUACAAUUUGGUUAAUCUCUGCAAUUAUUUUACCUUCUACAAUUUCAUAUUUUAUUAAUUUUACUUCAAGAAUUAUUGAAAUUGAAGAUGAUGAAUAUUUAUUUAGAAUUCAUACUUAUGAUCCAUUUAUUUUUGCACUUGCUAAAACUUUAAUUUAUUAUUUUGUUGGUCAAUCAAGUGUAAUUAAUUUUUCAAAACAUGAAUGCUUUUGGUCAAGUUUACAAAAUAAAAUUUUAAUGAAUUUAGGUUUAUAUAAUACUACUUUAUCUUCAACUUUAGGGUCAUUACCUUAUAUAUUUGGUGGUGUAAAUAUUUUAAUUGCUUUAUAUGCACAAUUUGAAGAAUAUUAA
This is a messenger RNA of Insectozyma verbasci, 1116 nucleotides long. The record is from the annotation of a GenBank genome assembly. Lineage: Eukaryota; Fungi; Ascomycota; Pichiomycetes; Serinales; Debaryomycetaceae.